Magallana angulata is the source of this 4577-nucleotide messenger RNA. RefSeq names its product hemicentin-1-like. Gene Ontology annotation, cellular component: cell-cell junction. The transcript is spliced from 17 exons. Gene Ontology annotation, biological process: cell-cell adhesion. The record is from RefSeq and is a predicted model, not a curated record. Gene Ontology annotation, molecular function: cell adhesion molecule binding. Lineage: Eukaryota; Metazoa; Mollusca; Bivalvia; Ostreida; Ostreidae. The coding region runs from base 1 to 3627 and encodes 1208 amino acids.
AUGACUAUUAGGGACAGUAAACAUGAUAACUGGACUCAAGUUACUGAUAAUACGUUCAACGUGAGUGAUGCAUUAUUGUUUGAUUCCAUCAGUAUCAUUGUGAAAGUACCAGGUCUAAAGUUGGAAGUAAAAGACGUUACUCUGGGUGAUGCUGGAUAUUUCAAUGGUGGAGUAGACGAAAACGCAGCAACGUCAGGUGGUGGGGUCGUUCUUAUUGUGUACGACAAACCAAAAAAGCCGGAAAUAAAAGGAAAUCGAAGCGUACCAAUAAACACAUCAUCUGAACUGACGUGUUCCAGUCAAUCAACCGCAGCCCCUGACUACUACUCCAAGCUCGCCACCUUGUCAUACACCUGGUUUGUCAAUGAAAAAAAGAUGGAUGGAGAAACUAAUCAAACCCUGAGAUUAAAGGUCACCAGAGGUCACAAGUACAACAAUUACUCCUGUAAAGCGACGGAAGAUGGACUGGAGUCUGACUGGAGUGAUACAGUCCAGAUCGAGCCUCUGUAUGGACCAGAUAAAAUAACAAUCACUCCACAUCCAAAUACUAGUAUGCAGGAUAACGGAAUGGUCACUGUAAGAGAAGGCGAAACAUUCGGUCCAUACCACUGUCUCGUCGAUUGCAGCCCGCCUUGUAAUGUAACCUGGACAUACAUGAACUCUACUGGUCAUCUUGAUGUCAUUUCUCCAAACAGAAGUUUGUCAUUCGAGCAGAUAAACAAAGACAUUAAAUUGUUCCAGUGUGUAGCAACAUGGGGAACUGAAACAAAGAAAGAGAAGAAUAUAACACUGAAUGUCCAAUAUUUGGGAGAACCAUUGAUCUUAAUAAACAACAAUCAUAGUUCCGACACUAAUAUGGAUUUACAAGAAAACAUACCUUUUAAUGUUUCAUGCCUCGUGGACGGAAACCCCAUUCCUAACGUGCGUCUGACAAAGGGGUCUGAGAAUAUCUCAACAAACAGCGCUAGCAAAAAUACAAAGUGGGCGAACCACACAUUUGUUUCAGCGGGAUGCGCAGAUGCAGGAAACUACACGUGUGUAGGAAGUUCUGAAGGAUUCAACAUUAGUGAAAAGACAUUCAGAAUAAACAUCCUAUAUGGACCAGAUAAAAUAACAAUCACUCCACAUCCAAAUACUAGUAUGCAGGAUAACGGAAUGGUCACUGUAAGAGAAGGCGAAACAUUCGGUCCAUACCAAUGUCUCGUCGAUUGCCACCCGCCCUGUAAUGUAACCUGGACAUACAUGAACUCUACUGGUCAUCUUCAUGUCAUUUCUCCAAACAGAAGUUUGUCAUUCGAGCAGAUAAACAAAGACAUUAAAUUGUUCCAGUGUGUAGCAACAUGGGGAACUGAAACAAAGAAAGAGAAGAACAUAACACUGAAUGUCCAAUAUUUGGGAGAACCAUUGAUCUUAAUAAACAACAAUCAUAGUUCCGACACUAAUAUGGAUUUACAAGAAAACAUACCUUUUAAUGUUUCAUGCCUCGUGGACGGAAACCCCAUUCCUAACGUGCGUCUGACAAAGGGGUCUGAGAAUAUCUCAACAAACAGCGCUAGCAAAAAUACAAAGUGGGCGAACCACACAUUUGUUUCAGCAGGAUGCGCAGAUGCAGGAAACUACACGUGUGUAGGAAGUUCUGAAGGAUUCAACAUUAGUGAAAAGACAUUCAGAAUAAACAUCCUAUAUGGACCAGAUAAAAUAACAAUCACUCCACAUCCAAAUACUAGUAUGCAGGAUAACGGAAUGGUCACUGUAAGAGAAGGCGAAACAUUCGGUCCAUACCAAUGUCUCGUCGAUUGCCACCCGCCCUGUAAUGUAACCUGGACAAACAUGAACUCUACUGGUCAUCUUCAUGUCAUUUCUACAAACAGAAGUUUGUCAUCCGAGCAGAUAAACAAAGACAUUAAAUUGUUCCAGUGUGUAGCAACAUGGGGAACUGAAACAAAGAAAGAGAAGAACAUAACACUCAAUGUCCAAUAUUUGGGAGAACCAUUGAUCUUAAUAAACAACAAUCAUAGUUCCGACACUAAUAUGGAUUUACAAGAAAACAUACCUUUUAAUGUUUCAUGCCUCGUGGACGGAAACCCCAUUCCUAACGUGCGUCUGACAAAGGGGUCUGAGAAUAUCUCAACAAACAGCGCUAGCAAAAAUACAAAGUGGGCGAACCACACAUUUGUUUCAGCAGGAUGCGCAGAUGCAGGAAACUACACGUGUGUAGGAAGUUCUGAAGGAUUCAACAUUAGUGAAAAGACAUUCAGAAUAAACAUCCUAUGUAACGUACGAAUUGAUGAUUCGAUUUUUUAUCACAAAAAAUAUGGUUCCCCGAGCGGAAUGAAUGUAAGAGUAGCAUCGGUUAUCCCAGUUAUUGCCAACCCCUUUCCCCAAUUGCCUGCUAUCAAGUGGGUGGGUCCAGAAACAGAACAAAUCCAAUUCAAUGUGUUCGGACGAGGAGUUGCUUACAAGCACUGGAUCAACACUUCUUUUCCAGUAUACAACCACAGUUAUUUCGGAAACUAUACCAUGAUCUACGGAGAUGAAACACUUCUUACCAUUACAAUAAGUGAACGAGACAGACCUCGAACACCACAAAACUUUACCUGGCAUUCCUACGCGGGUGGUCACAUAAACUUGACGUGGGUGUCGGGAUUCAAUGGAGGUCUUGAACAGUAUUUUGUUGUAUCCCUCGAAAAAGACAAAUGGGAAACCGUGGCUAACGUUUCUGAUCCUGGUGAAGGCAGUGUCGUGUAUUUCAACCCCGGAUUUUUGGCCCCGGGUCAAAAAUAUCGAUACCGCUUGGAGAGCUGUAACACAAUCAAUUGUUCCAUAGUAUCUCCUGAAGUUACAAUAAAUGUUGAAGUUGAAGAUAUAACUACUGUAUCACAUUUGGAGACAAACAGAGUGGAACACCUGUACGUUAUAAUUGGAGCCUCGGUCGCCGUCGUCGGCCUCAUUGUUAUCCUUGUGGUAGCUCUGGUGAUCAGUUUUCGAAGAAGAAAAAACAAAGAGAAAGAUGAAGGCGAUAAUAAUACAACAUCCGGUGGAGAAAUGUACGCCACAGUUGAUAAAAGUCGUCAGAAACCAAAAGCUGAUGUAGUGAAGGAUGACGUCACGAAGAAACAAAAUGAUACAACAUCCGGUGGAGAAAUGUACGCCACAGUUGAUAAAAGUCGUCAGAAACCAAAAGCUGAAGUAGUGAAGGAUGACGUCACGAAGAAACAAAAUGAAGAAGCGCCCGGCACAGAAAUGUAUGCAGUUGUUGACAAGAACUUGAAGAGAAACAAAAGGGGUGAUGUUGGAGAGAUGUCCAACAAAGCAGGUCAAUCGAAACUAUUGACCAAAGAGACCGCCGGAGAGAAGAGGAAACAGAGAAAUAACGCGGCAAAUCAGUCAGUAGAGGAGAGAAACUUGUCAACUGAAGAUGCUGCUCGGGCUUGCAAAACGAAUAACGAAGGGUUGGUUUACAUUGAGGUGGAUUUUACUAACCAAUCAAAACGUUCCAAAACGAAUCAAGCCCCCGUUAUCCACGGAGAGGACAAUAGAACCGAGUACACCUUCGUGGAUUUCUCCAAAAAAGCGCCACCUAUCACUGACGCAGACGACAAAGAGGAAAAUCAGGAGGAAAGUUAAAUGCUCCGACAUCUUUACAUUAAAGAAAUAUUUGACCGAAACAUGCAAUACUGUAAGUUCCUAAUUUAAUGCGAGGAAUUAGUAUCCGCGUAAAAUCGAGAGAAGUGCCCUUCGCGGAUUUUAAAAUCUCGCCAUUUCUGAGUGUUCAGUACUAUAAGAAAUAAGGAGAAAAGUUCCACGUUUGCGAUUUUAUACUCUUGCGAUUUGAUACAAACCAGCGGGAUCGCGGAAUGAAGUACUCGCAUAAUAUAAAGAAUUUACAGUAUACGAAAUCCCUAAAGUAACAUGUUUUUCGAAGUUUUUUGUUUCAUUUUUUUAUGUUUCUUGAUUAAUUAUUUUCGCAACUUAUUUUUAAUUAUUCAAUUCAUUUUUUUUUAAUUUAACAUGAAUUUUUUUUCUAGAUUUGUUUAAUUUUGAUUAUGCCUUUUGUAUGAUAGUGUUAUAUAUGUUAGAUUUUAACUUUUACAUUGCAUUAUAUACAUUUAUAUGCAAACAUUAUAAAAGGAAUUUUUACCUACCAUUGAAUCAAAUUACAAAAUCAAAAAUAAAAUAAAAAAAACUAAAGAAGUGUAACACGUGAUACCGUGAAUUUAUACUUGUCACUGGUAUCAAUUUUUAGUUUGAGAAUUUUGACAAACAUUUUCAAGUUGUAUCUGUAAUUUACUAAUUAUAUAAGUAAAUACCUACUCUAAGGUUACCGUAGCUUACAUAACAAAUUGUUUACAUUGUUCUGAAAUUUUGUCGGCUCCAAGUCGAACCCUGUAUUAUCAAAAAUAGGAAUGCUGGUGUUCAUGUUUGUAUUUAUUUACUGUUUUAAAAAGUGUUUUCAUAAGAAACAUUUACUGCAUGCACACUGUAUUUUUAUAACCUUUUUGUCAAUAACACCAUUUUAGUCAAAAUGAAAAAUACAUUUUACGUGGACUAGUUUAAGGAAUAAGAAAUCGUUCUUU